Messenger RNA from Mucor velutinosus, 609 nucleotides. Its product is annotated as Phosphotransferase. The coding region runs from base 1 to 609 and encodes 202 amino acids. The transcript has a single exon. The record is from RefSeq and is a predicted model, not a curated record. NCBI's taxonomy places the organism in Eukaryota, Fungi, Mucoromycota, Mucoromycetes, Mucorales, Mucoraceae.
AUGAAGUCAAGUGGGGACGUCAAUGAAAGGGGUUACACUUUCAAUCAUCCGAUUGUCGUUGCUCAAUACAAAGCCCUUCGCAAGAUGUGUCUAGUUUAUCACCAACGUCUUCUUGAUGAAUACUAUUAUGUCAACGAUUUGGCCGUAGAUGACAAGGUCGUUCCAGCUUGGAGUCGUGUGGAUGAGGCAUUAAUCCUGAAGCAUGCUCUGUAUUUUGAAGCACAUGCGCAGAAGUAUGGGUUCAUCUUGCAUCGUUGUACCAACAGCUGGGGUGCCACGGCUCUGUUGGCUUCUGUCCACAAGACUCGCCGCCGUUCUGCAACAAGAGCUAUUGGUAGUACUUCUGACAGUAGCUCUUUUGAUGGUUUCUCGUCUUCUGUUUCUCUUUCUGGUAAUGGAGCUACUGGCAAUUGUCCUGGUGGUGAUGAUGGCCCAGAUGAGGGUGAAGAUGACGAUGAUAAUGAAGAUUUCCGCAACUCUACUGCUGGUCGCUUAACUGCAUCAAGAAGCGUACAUGCAACCCCAAUGGUUCCAAGAGACCCUAGUGAAUCUUACCUAGACUAUAGCUGGAGUUCCUGUUCCUCUUCAGAUUUGAUGAGGUUAGAAUAA